Messenger RNA from Lucilia sericata (common green bottle fly), 961 nucleotides. RefSeq lists its product as uncharacterized. The transcript is spliced from 4 exons. NCBI's taxonomy places the organism in Eukaryota, Metazoa, Arthropoda, Insecta, Diptera, Calliphoridae. The coding region runs from base 169 to 906 and encodes 245 amino acids. The record is from RefSeq and is a predicted model, not a curated record.
UUGAUUAAAAGCAGUUUAAAUACAAUACAGACUUUGAGCAAAACGGUUUAAAUAAAGUUUUUCAAUUUUCAAAUACUAAAAGUGUUUAGACUUAAGUUGCAACUAAAAAUUAUAUAUAAAAUAUGUGGCAAAUACAUACAAAAUAUAAUAUUUAUUUUAAGCUUCAAUAUGUUGCUCGUUUAUGCUGCUGAUUCAUUGGAAUCGGCGGCUUCUAAAAAAGUUUCUACCCCUAUACCCACCUGCAAUGAAAAGGAUGUAAAUCUCAACGAUUGUCUGCUCAAGGUUUUUGCUGAUAUGAUACCACGUUCUAAAGAUGGCAUACCGGAAAUCAAUGUACCACCCAUGGACCCGUUUGUUAUUAAUAGAACAAGCUAUAUUUUCUCUCAUCCCAUAGUGCAGGGAAAAGUUGCAGUACGCAAUCUUAAAAUACAUGGCUUAAGCAAAGUGAUUACUAAAAGUUUGGACUUUAAACGUGAGGGAAGUCAAGUGAACUUUAAGGUUAAAUCUUUUAUACCAGAAAUGUUUGCCGAGGGGAUGUAUAAGGCAAAAAUUAAAUUAAAUGCAGCUAAUAUAUCGUCAAAGGGACCAUUUAAUGUGACCUUGACCAAUAUUGAUGUUGACAUUGAAACCACUUCGGAAUUGUACGAACGUGAUGGUCAUCGUUAUAUGCGUCUUAAAACUUUUAAUUUUGAUCCUAUUGUGGGCAAUAUGAAAUUCUAUGCAGAGGGUUUAUUGCCCGAACCUUUACUAAAUGAGGCUAUACUUGAGUUUAUUAAUCAAAAUUGGCGCACCAUUUACAAGUCUUUGGUACCUGAGACUCGUGCAGCUUGGGAGCCAGAAUUUGUUAAAUUAAGCAAUGAAUACUUUUCUCAUGUUAUGGUGGAUGCUGUUCUAAAAGGGGAUUAAUCUUCUUCUAAACAUAAGAUAAAACUGAAAAUAAAGGGCUUUUGAAGAAAACCUA